AUGGCAUGGUGGUGGCAGCUCCUGCUAGGGCUGUGGACAGUCAUGCCCAUCUGGGCUGGGGACAAGCUGCUCCAUGUCUGCAUGAACACCCAGCACCACAAGCGAGAACCUGGCCCAGAAGACAAGCUCCACAAGGAGUGCAUCCCCUGGAAGGACAGUGCCUGCUGUACAGCCAACACCAGCUGGAAAGCCCACCUGAAUGUGUCUCUGCUCUACAACUUCAGCUUGGUCCACUGUGGAUUGAUGAUGCCGGGCUGCCAGAGGCACUUCAUUCAGGCUGUCUGCUUCUACGAGUGCUCCCCAAACCUGGGGCCUUGGAUCCAGCAGGUGGACCUGAGUGGGCAGGGAGAGAGAAUUUUGGACGCGCCACUGUGCCGGGAGGACUGUGAGCAGUGGUGGGAAGACUGCCGCACAUCUUACACUUGCAAAUCCAACUGGCAUGGUGGCUGGGACUGGAGUGGAGGGAAGAACCGCUGCCCUGCGAGGGCCCGCUGCCACCCUUUCCCCCAUUACUUCCCCACCCCGGCUGACCUGUGUGAGAGGAUUUGGAGCAACUCCUUCAAGGCGAGUCCUGAGCACAGGAACAGUGGUCGGUGUCUGCAGAAGUGGUUCGAGCCUGCCCAGGGCAACCCCAAUGAGGCUGUGGCCCGCCUCUUUGCCAGCCCUGCCUGGUCCUGGGAAUUCUCUCACACUCUCAUGGCCUUCUCUCUCUUCCUGUCGUGUCUUUCCUGA
Messenger RNA from Equus quagga, 732 nucleotides. RefSeq names its product IZUMO1 receptor, JUNO (gene IZUMO1R). NCBI's taxonomy places the organism in Eukaryota, Metazoa, Chordata, Mammalia, Perissodactyla, Equidae. Gene Ontology annotation, molecular function: signaling receptor activity. Gene Ontology annotation, biological process: cell adhesion; sperm-egg recognition; fusion of sperm to egg plasma membrane involved in single fertilization. The transcript has 4 exons. The record is from RefSeq and is a predicted model, not a curated record. Bases 1 to 732 code for a protein of 243 amino acids. Gene Ontology annotation, cellular component: external side of plasma membrane.